AUGGGUAUUGCUGAAGCAGAAGAUAGAAGUUUCUUCCUUGGCUUGCCAAAUACAAUGGGGUGUAACAAACAAGUUAUUCUGGGUUAUAUUAAGGAGCGAAUUCAAAAAAGAGUUCUUAGGUGGGAAGGGUGGCUUCUGUCUAAAGCAGGGAAGGAAAUUUUACUAAAGACAGUGGUGCAGGCUCUACCAAAUUAUGCAAUGAGUGUUUUCUUACUGCCUUUAGACAUGUGUAAAGAUAUGGAGAGAAUGAUGAGUAAGUAUUGGUGGAAGUUGUCAUCUACUCAAAGUAGUGGGAUAAGCUGGAUGGGUUGGCAUAGAAUGUGCAAGCACAAGUCAAGAAGCGGUAUGGGAUUUCGAAAUCUUAGGGAUUUUAACAUAGCUUUGCUUGGCAAACAAGGUUGGCGACUUCUAGAUGGAGAAGAGUCUUUAGUUUCAAGGAUCUUUAAAGCUCAUUACUAUCCUAAGGGAUUUUUUCUAGAUGCUGAAUUGGGCUCUAAUCCUAGUUUCAUUUGGCAAAGUGUUUGGGAAGAUCAAAUCUCAGUGAAGGCAGAAGCUAGAAGAAGUAUAGGGACCAUGGCAGAAGUGAAUAUUAUGCAGGAUCAUUGGCUUCCUGAUGAGGAGAAUCCUUAUAUGAUCUUGUAA
Humulus lupulus (European hop) is the source of this 642-nucleotide messenger RNA. RefSeq lists its product as uncharacterized. The transcript has a single exon. Lineage: Eukaryota; Viridiplantae; Streptophyta; Magnoliopsida; Rosales; Cannabaceae. The record is from RefSeq and is a predicted model, not a curated record. Bases 1 to 642 code for a protein of 213 amino acids.